Molecule: messenger RNA, 216 nt
Organism: Diabrotica balteata
Lineage: Eukaryota; Metazoa; Arthropoda; Insecta; Coleoptera; Chrysomelidae
Source: the annotation of a GenBank genome assembly
AUGCCGGCAGCAAAGAAGGCAGCAAAGAAGUUUAAAGUUCCUCGUGCCACUCUGACAUAUAAGGUUAAAGGCAUUACACCACGAUGUCGAAGAAUGGAACCGGAUCCAAUUUUAACACAUGAUGAAGAAACAAUUGUAGUCCAAUGGAUAUUUUCGUUAGCUAAAGCUGGUUUUCCUGUUGGAAACAUACUUUACUGGACAGUGUUCAACAUCUAA